AUGAUAAAGGAGUCUGCCUACCUUUGCUUCCUUUCCCUUACGUACUUUGUGCAGGGCCUGGAUCAAUCCAAAGUGCCCUCCUUGGUGGCCACGGUGCCUGGUGACAUUAUUUUAGGCGGCCUGUUUCCCGUGCACAGUUCGGGUGCACAAAAGUGUCAGUCUCUCAAUCCUGAACGCGGGAUUCAACGUGUAGAAGCCAUGCUCUUCACUCUGGAUGAGAUAAACAACAACCCCAACCUUCUACCUGGACUGCGACUAGGUGCAAACAUACGUGAUACAUGUUCCCUGGGCAAUCACGCUCUUGAACAGUCCCUCGAUUUUGUAAAAACAACUGUGGCCGAUGUGACCUCUAGACCACAGGAGACCCAGUACUCAAAAGAGUGCCCCUGUGCGACUUCGCACCUCGGCGGAUCUAAUGGCAUGUCCGCAAAACGGGCUCGUCCGACCUCCUGGAGUCAGAAUAUUGUUCGCGGGGUGGUCGGUGGCUCUUACAAUAUCGUAUGCAUCAACAAGCGCUGUGCUGAGUGA
This is a messenger RNA of Dibothriocephalus latus, 528 nucleotides long. Lineage: Eukaryota; Metazoa; Platyhelminthes; Cestoda; Diphyllobothriidea; Diphyllobothriidae. The record is from the annotation of a GenBank genome assembly.